Molecule: messenger RNA, 2519 nt
Organism: Humulus lupulus (European hop)
Lineage: Eukaryota; Viridiplantae; Streptophyta; Magnoliopsida; Rosales; Cannabaceae
Product: SNARE-interacting protein KEULE
Exons: 21
Coding region: 201-2204 (667 amino acids)
Biological process (GO): intracellular protein transport; vesicle-mediated transport
Cellular component (GO): secretory granule; plasma membrane
Molecular function (GO): syntaxin binding
Source: RefSeq, a predicted model, not a curated record
CUCUCUCUCUCUCAUUAUUAUUCGAAACGAAGGAUUCCACUUUCUCUCUCUCUAACCUCCCAGUCCCACCACUUUCUCUUUCCUACCAUCGAUCACUUCGCGAUCUCUCUUUCUCACUCUCCUCUGUUUUCGUUUUGGAUCAAGCGGAGGGACGAAGGUAGAGGAAGAGGAGAGAAAGCUCGCGAGCUUGGACUUCUACCAUGUCGUUCUCCCUCUCUGAUUCAGAUUCCUCCUCCUGUGGCGGCGACUACAAGAAUUUCAAGCAAAUCAGCCGUGACCGGCUAUUGCUUGAGAUGCUCCGGUCAGCCAAAACAGGAGACUCAAAAUCCACUUGGAAGGUACUUAUCAUGGACAAACUUACGGUAAAAAUAAUGUCUUACUCAUGCAAAAUGGCUGAUAUUACUGAAGAAGGUGUUUCAUUGGUGGAAGAUAUGUACAAGAGAAGGCAACCAUUACCCUCUAUGGAUGCUAUCUACUUCAUCCAGCCAACCAAAGAGAAUGUUAUCUUGUUCUUGUCAGACAUGUCUGGAAAAUCACCACUUUACAGGAAGGCAUUUGUAUUUUUCAGUUCACCUAUUUCAAAAGAAUUUGUUGCUCAUAUCAAGAAGGAUGCAACUGUUUUACCUCGAAUAGGUGCAUUGAGAGAGAUGAAUCUGGAGUAUUUUGCUAUAGACAGCCAGGGUUUCAUCACUAACAAUGAGAGGGCAUUAGAGGAACUAUUUGGAGAUGAGGAGGAUACACGGAAGGCCGUUGCCUGCCUGAAUGUGAUGGCUACUCGCAUUGCAACUGUUUUUGCUUCUUUGAGGGAAUUUCCUUCUGUGCGCUAUCGAGCUGCCAAGUCCCUUGAUGCAACAACUAUGACAACUUUUCGUGAUUUAAUUCCUACAAAGCUUGCUGCUGGAGUGUGGGACUGUAUCACAAAAUAUAAGAAGUCAAUUCCCAAUUUUCCAGAGUCAGAAACAUGCGAGUUGCUAAUCCUUGACAGAUCUGUAGAUCAGAUUGCUCCUGUCAUACAUGAAUGGACUUAUGAUGCUAUGUGUCAUGAUUUACUAAAUAUGGAAGGAAAUAAAUAUGUGCACGAGGUUCCUGGCAAAGCUGGUGGUCCACCUGAGAAGAAAGAGGUUCUUUUAGAGGAUCACGAUCCUAUCUGGCUUGAGCUUCGGCAUGCCCAUAUAGCCGAUGCUAGUGAACGGUUGCAUGAGAAAAUGACCAACUUCGUGUCAAAGAAUAAAGCUGCACAAAUGCACCAAGGUUCAAGAGAUGGAGGUGAACUUUCUACACGGGACUUGCAAAAGAUGGUUCAAGCAUUACCACAAUAUAGUGAACAAAUUGACAAGCUCUCCCUUCAUGUAGAGAUUGCAGGAAAAUUAAACAAGCUUAUCAGGGAGGUUGGACUUAUAGAGCUUGGAAAGCUAGAGCAGGAUCUUGUUUUUGGAGAUGCAGGAAUGAAAGAUGUAAUCAAAUAUUUGACUAUGAAGGAUGACACAACACGUGAAAAUAAGUUGCGCUUGUUGAUGAUUCUAGCAGCCAUUUAUCCAGAAAAAUUCGAGGGUGAGAAAGGUGUCAAUUUGAUGAAGCUGGCUAAAUUACCAUCUGAAGAUAUGAAUGCUGUGCAUAAUUUGAAGCUUCUUGGAGGAUCAACAGAUACCAAGAAAAGCUCAAUGAGUCCUUUCUCUUUGAAGUUUGACAUGCAUAAGAAAAAGCGCGUAGGCAGGAAAGAUCGCACUGGUGAAGAAGAAAAAACAUGGCAGCUUUCACGUUUCUAUCCCAUAAUAGAGGAGCUUAUUGAAAAACUUGGCAAAAAGGAACUGUCAAAAGAAGAUUAUCCAUGUUUAAAUGACCCAAGUCCAACUUUCCAUGGAACAUCGCACAGUUCAUCAAUACAACAACCAGUGGUUGCUCAUUCAAUGAGAUCGAGACGGACAGCAACAUGGGCUCGGCCUCGGAACUCUGAUGAUGGGUAUUCAAGUGACUCAGUACUGAGACAUGCAUCCAGUGAUUUCAAGAAGAUGGGUCAACGUAUUUUCGUAUUUAUUGUUGGUGGAGCUACUCGAUCAGAGCUAAGGGUUUGCCACAAGCUUACAAAUAAGCUGAAGAGAGAAGUGGUUCUAGGCUCUUCAAGCAUAGAUGAUCCUCCUCAAUUUUUAACAAAACUGAAGAUGUUGACAUUAAAUGAACUAUCUCUGGAUGAUCUACUGAUCUGAGGUUUGAAGUUGUGAAUUGGGGUGAAGCUGGAAAGAGUUAUUCUAUUGGGGGGUUUUGAUGGAAUUUGUAAUCAUAGAAAACAUUUAUCUCUUCAUUGUAUCAAAUGUUCUUGACAUAAAAAUAUAUUCUUGAGAUUUGUUGGCUCAUACCAUGCUGGUACAUUUUUUUGGAUGAGCCCUCAACCCUGUCUCAGGUUUCUGGGCUCUGUAUUAUAUUUGACAUGCGCCAAUGUCAGUGGGUGUGUGAAGUGUCCAUAAAUAUUAUUAACUUACACUGACUGAUUCAAAAGACCAUUUAAAACUGACCUACUUUAA